UUAUGUAUUAGGGUCGUACUUGUGUUGAAUAGAAUCGCGCGACAAAUUGCCCAGCUAAACAACAUGGCCCAAAAGAUACCCAACUCUAUCAUCAUCCUAGUAUCACCUUUCUGGAAUAUACCAAAUACCCAUUCUCAUCCUUCUUCUUGAUCGCACUUUCAAGAUCAAUUGAAUUCCUGGCAAGAGCUUCAACAAUUCUGUAUCAAGUUCAAAAGUCACAAACACAAAUUGGAAAUCACCCCUAAACAACAAAUACGACCCGUUUUCAUCACAAUGGAAGACAUAAGUGCAAUAGAGGAUGUACCUGCGACCAGAUUGACUCUAGAUUUGAGAGGUUCACGCUUUACCAUCGAACAAGCAAUGUUGAUGAAUCUGCCCGAAUCUGUUCUUUUAUGCUUGUUUCCAAACGGUCUCGUUUUAAGUCGACAAUCUACUGCCGGUGGCAUAGCAGGUCCAUCAUCCAAUACAAAUGCAGAAGGAAAUGAAGAAGGCGCAACUGAUGCAGAUGAUGAUGAAGAAGUUUAUAUGGUCGAUUUCGAUCCAGCUUGCCUUUCUUACGUUUUACGUUUUUUCAAAGGAGCACAAGAAGAUUUUUAUGGUUUACCAGGUAAACCAUCCAAACGAGCACAAUUUGCACAAUCUCACGCAAAUCAACAUCAAUUCGGCGUCGAUGGUGACUAUGAUGCAUUUGGAGGUGUACCUGGAGCGAUGCCUUUGAUGAGCAAACAAGCAAUCAUUGUUUUAAGGGAAGAAUUGGAAUACUUUAGCAUACCUCCAAAAAGCUUGCAAAACGGCAUCGGAAUUUCAGCAGGAAGAAAAUCAACAGAUUCAAAGGGCAAUCCUACGCCAGAUGUGCCAGCAAAUACGGUCACAACGCCAGCUUUGCUCGAUCUGAAGCAAGAAUGUGGAUCAGCUCUACUGGAACGAAAACAAAUCUUUACAGCAUUGCAAAGGAAUGUCAAUAAGGAAAACAAUAUGGCUGAACAGCAUUUGAUCGAUAUGUUGUGUAUGAGCGGAUUCGAUCGUGAUGAUACUUGGGGUUUCAGAGCUUUGGAGCCAAACAGAUGUUGUAUAACUUCUAUUGCGCUUGUUUUGCUUAAAACAGGAAUCACUUUUAAUGAGCCAAACGUGGAAGGAAAGGGAGCAUCAGAUGCACAAUCGAGUACAAACGCAAAUGAAAAUUCGUCCACCUUAGGCGAAGGAGACGUUGAAAUCGAUCAACAACAAUUGAACACAGCACAAAAGUUGUUGCUCUUUUGGAGAAAACCGGCAAGAAAGUGCUGGUGGGAUGGCGUGGACGUCAUCUUGCCAUUAUUGGAGGGCGAGCAAGCCGUUUCAGAAUCAGGAAAGAGUGUGGUAUCGGAGGAUACGUCAAACAACUCAGGUGGAAUGACAACAGCAGAACAGGAGCUAUUACGAUCAGGAAAAGGAAGAAGGACUAGAGUAUGGGCAAGACGAGUAUGGACAUUGGAAUUGAGCUUGAUAUGAGCUGAAUCCUUCCAGUAUUCGAAUCAACAGCAAACCACAUGGUUACUUCACGUGUGACGCAAUGAACCAUCUCUAUCAUGCAACAUACCCUAAGCUGCUUUAUAAUACCAUUCAACCAAAAAGCUGUCUUUACGCCCCUCCUUGCAUGAUCAGUUUUACCGAUUACGUUUUAAUGAUAGCCUCUUUAACUGCCAUUACACUUAUCAGCCACGAACAUUCUGCUUGCAUAUCCUUAUGGACUUUAUUCAUCAUCUGCAUUCAAUUCAGUCGUAUUCAAUUAUACACAACCUUACACAGACAACCUUUCAAAAGCAUUCUUUUUAUUUUAAUUUACAAUUUUCUCCAUUUCUCUUUUAUCAACUUGUCAGGCUGAUUGGAUUCAUAUACUUUUGCUAAUGAUAUACGGAUUCUUUCG
This is a messenger RNA of Meira miltonrushii, 1903 nucleotides long. RefSeq lists its product as uncharacterized. The record is from RefSeq and is a predicted model, not a curated record. NCBI's taxonomy places the organism in Eukaryota, Fungi, Basidiomycota, Exobasidiomycetes, Exobasidiales, Brachybasidiaceae. Gene Ontology annotation, molecular function: RNA binding. The coding region runs from base 274 to 1488 and encodes 404 amino acids. Gene Ontology annotation, cellular component: nucleus. The transcript has a single exon.